AAUCACAGAACAGUGCUCUCCUCUUUGCAAGUCUUCUUAGAAAGGCUUUUAUCGUAUGCUGAGAUUGACAUCUGUCCCACUCACUGGAGGAGGAUCGUCCUGGGGGCCAUUCUUCUUGCCUGCAAGUACUGGGAUAAUGCGAUUCUCUGGAACGUGGAGUUCUGCCGGAUCUUCAAGGAUGUUACACUUAAGGACAUAAAUGAGUUGGAAAGGCAUUACUUGGACCUGCUUAAGUUUAAUGUUAAAGUGCCUGUCAGUGUUUAUGCCAAAUACUACUUUGACCUUCGCACUUUAGUGUUUGACAGCAGCCUGUGCUGCAUGCGUGUGCCUCUUACCAAAGAAAGAGCACAAGACCUAGAGGUCAAGUCACAAUUUUGUGAAGAGAAUGACUUGUGCAGAGCAGCUGUGAGAAGAUCAUCCAGUGAUGGCAAUUGUGUUGGUUUUUGUGUCUAAUAUCAUCCUCUCUUAAAAGGGAGAAAUGGGACCUGAGACAUCACGAACCCCUCAUUUUCAAAAGUUGGAGAAAACCACCUCUCUUGCAAAACAAACAAAAAACCCCAGCCAAGUUAAUAUUUUCACCAAAAACACCUUGAAUUCAAGCAACUCUUAGACAGUGACAUUUGCACUGGAUGGGAAAGAAAGAGGCCUUGUCAAAGCAGCAACACACUUCCUGUCCUCAUUGACGUGAGCAGAGUUGCAAGGACUGCAAAGCAGAAGCUCCGAGCUGACACAGAGGCAUUUGCUUACUUCGCAGGCCAAUGCCUGUGAGCUCUGUGAGGCUUUUGAAAUAAUUUAAAUUAAAAUUAAUUUAAAGUUUUAAAGUUAGAUUUUAACAAUAGUACCCAUAUAAUUGUUUUGCCCGCAAUAUGGCUACGUGUGCCUAUAGGAUUGUGCAGUAUUGCCAUUAAAAUAUGGGGUUCUAGGGCCAGGGAUUUAGCUCAGUCGUUCCUGCGCCUGAGUCCAGUCUCCGGUCCAAAAUCAAAAAAAAAAAAAAAAAAAAACCACCAC
This is a messenger RNA of Heterocephalus glaber (naked mole-rat), 1008 nucleotides long. The record is from RefSeq and is a predicted model, not a curated record. Lineage: Eukaryota; Metazoa; Chordata; Mammalia; Rodentia; Bathyergidae.